GCAUGCAUUAAUCUGUCAUAUUUCUUUAAUCCAACAUCCUUUUUUAUUUCUUACAAAUUGUGUUCAAUCUAUUAACUACUUAUCAAUCAAUUUAUGCAAAUAGGCAUUAUCUAAGUACAUAAUUGUGAUAUUGCGUGACUAAUUACUUUGUUCUAUUCCAAAUAAAAAAAUAUUAUUUCGUCCGUGUUCAUCGAGCUGUGAUAAAAUAAUUUAUUGUAGAAUAAGGGAAGAAUGGCUAACACCUUCACAUGUAUUACUUGUCAGGUGUUGUUUAAAACACCAGAAUUACAACGUGAACAUUAUAAAUUGGAUUGGCAUAGGUAUAACCUAAAGCGGAAAGUGGCUUCAAUACCACCUGUGUCAUUAGAGGAAUUUGAACUUCGGUUGAAGGAGCACAAAGAACAGACAGAAAAUGCGAACAAUGAUGAAUCCCACUACUGCAAGUGCUGUACAAAGAUGUUCAGUACAAAAAAUUCAUACAACAAUCAUUUGAACAGCAAGAAACAUAAGUUAGCUGAGGAGAGAUACGAAAGUGAGGAGCAUUCAGAUACUGACAGUUUCGUGAAGGUAGAAGCUGGACAGCCAUCUAAACAGCCUGGGAAGUUUGUUGUUCUCAAUGCUGAUGAUUCUGGGGAUGAAGAUAUUGAGACAGAUUCUGAAAUUGAAGAGUUAGACUCUGAUGAGUGGGAAGAAUGUCGUAUCAAAGGUAGUGAUUCUCUCAUAAAGCCACGAGACUGUUUAUUCUGCACUCAUCACAGCAAAAAUAUGGUCAAAAAUCUUAAGCACAUGUUACAGGCACAUUCUUUUUUCAUUCCUGAUGUUGAGUAUUGCAUUGAUGUCAAAGGCCUUCUGUUGUAUUUGGGAGAAAAGAUUUCACAAGGCUAUAUGUGUCUAUGGUGCAAUGAUACUGGCAAAACUUUCUACUCAAUGGAGGCUGCAAGAGCACACAUGAUUGAUAAAGGACACUGUAAAAUGUUGCAUGAAGGACUGGCAUUGGCUGAGUAUGCUGAUUAUUAUGAUUAUAGUUCCUCUUAUCCUGACAAUGAUAAGAAUGAUGAAAAUAUGGAUAUUGAUGAAGAGGUAGAUGGACCUGUUACUCUAGAAGGUGAUGACUUUCAGCUGGUGCUGCCCUCGGGUGUAGUUGUUGGUCAUCGUUCCCUCAUGAAAUAUUAUAAACAAAAUCUCACUAGCAACAGUCAGGCUUUAGUGAAGAAAUCUGAUCGAAAAUUGCAUAGACUUCUGGGAGUCUACCGAGCAUUGGGCUGGGCGCCCAAAGAACAGGAAUUAGCAGCUAGGAAAGCAAGAGAUAUUCACUUCAUGAAACGUGUACAGUCAAAAUGGCAGAUGAAACUUUCAUUAAAAAGUAACAAGUUCCAGAAACAUUAUCGACCCCAAGUAAACUUUUAAAUGUAAUAGCUACAUUAAUAGCGAAAAUUUCCUGGUAUACAUAUUUACGUAAAGGAUUUCUUAGUUGUUAUUAGUCAAAUCAUAAAACUGUUUAAAAUAAUCUUGUUGUAUAUGGGUAACUAGGAUCGUGUCUAGGGUUGGAGUUGUUUUCUUUAAUAGUAUAAUUUUGUCAAAUACAUCUGUACUUACUGGUCCAUAGCAAAAAGUUCACGUGUACUCUAAAUCAAUUUAAAAUUAAUUACAUUAGAAAGCAAUUGCGGCCUUAUUACAACCCUUUUAGUCAUUUGUCAUUGACGAUUUGUUAUUAAUAAUGAUUUACACGAAGAUGAAUAUAUUCAUUUUUCAGAUCCUAAUUUUAAAUAAUUCGCCACUUCUUGUCAUAUUCAUAUUUUUGGGCAUAUGAAUAUUUAAUAAUUUUUAUUUACGAAUAUAUUCAGUUAUACUAAUUUGACAAGACGAGUUGUGACGAAUAAUGUUAAAAUUUUUUUAUUCACAUAUAACGUUCUUAUUAAAUAUUUACGAUUCGUCAAUGUGAGAAUGUAGCCUUAGUAAUUGUGCUGUUUUUCUCACUUGAUACACCAAUUUCUGCACUAUUAUAUGUAACUGGUAUAGAGUAGUCCAAACUUGAUGUUGUGGCGUAAGUGGUUUGAAUGUGUUUAUAAAUAAAAUAAUGUAGAAGAAACGGAUAAAUAGUAACAAUCAGUAUAUACAUAUAUAAGUAACAGUGUCGGUUAUUGUCAUCAAAGGAAUCGUCAGCCUACUUUACGUUCCUGGUACAUAAUAUAAAAAUAUAUUUUCUCGUUAUUUCUUAUGCGUACAGUAGCGUAAAUGUAUUUUAUAGUGAAACCUUAUGAGCCCUCAGAUCUCUAAUGUUAUGAAAGGUGUUUUUAUGGAAGAUACAAACUUCAAGUUUGGGCAAUUAUUGGCAUUUUAAACAAAACUUUGCUUGAUAUUCAUUUUGAUAGUUCUAAUUGAAAUACACCUAUUAUUUAGUAGAGGAACUGCAGCAUAUUUGGAAUACUAGUUUGAUUUUUGAGAAUAAAUUGAAAGAGGAACGGGAUCGGUAGGUAAAAAAUACAUUUAAUUAUUGUCAAAGUAUUAAACUUUAAUAAUGAGAACAAUCAAAUAUAACAAAAACCAAAAUCUUUAUAAAAAUGCCUAUGCAACUAGAAAACUCCAAAAACUAUAUAUGACUUAGAGUGCAGGUAAUUUGGAAUAUAGUAUUCCAAAAUACAUUCACAUUUUUUCUUUCUUUAUUGCUUACACUUUUUCUUAGAAACUAAUAGAUUUCUUAUCUUUGUAACAGUUUUAUUAAUCUUUAGUUCUCUAGAUAAUCAAUCUUUUUCAAUAAUCAGUCACAAUAAACACUGAUCAGUGUUUAGUUUGAAGUUAUAGUUUACUAUUCUUAGUUACUCUUGCAGUAAUCACAUAUAUACACACCGGAUUCAUAAUCAUCACAAGCACCAUGAACCCACAAUUCGCACAUUCAAUACUGUACCCCAUUCUUCACCCCUUUUAUCCUCCCUAUAUUUUCCGUUACAGAAAUAUACUCAGCGUCUUCGUCGGUAGGGACUGCAAUCUCAUCUCUCUUGCUACAUCGUCGGAAGAGUCUGUGUUAUUUUCAGAUAUAGCCCUAGGAUUCGGAUUUGAUGAAUCACUCUCUGUCAUAUUUCUUUUCCUUGUCUAUUUUGCUAUCUUUUUCUUGCUCUUUUCCUUAAUAUUUUCUCUUUGUUUUGUUUUCUUUAUCAUACUUUUUAAAUUGUGCAUUCUCAAGAUCUUUUUUUAUAAGAAGAACUUGAAAUUACUGCCGAUCUUGCUGGCUUACCGCCUCUAAUGCUAGUAUUCUUUUUUAUUACUACUUAUAAAAUAUGCAUAAAAUUUGGAAUAUUCCAAAUUAUGUUCACUCUCGGUAUUCCAAAUUAACAACACAUCAACCUUACCUAAAAAUCCAUGUCACAUUUUUAAUUUUAGAAAUAUUCACCAAACCAUUGUAACAUCUUAAACUAACAAGGUCAACUAGCUGUUUAAAUAAUUAUAAUAAAGAUUUAAAGUAUUACAGUAAAGAUUACAAAGGAUUGCAUUCUUACCGAAAAAGUUUUCAAAACAAGUGUCUCGUUUCUUUGGGGCUGGUAGCUGGAAUGUCCAAAUGGUGUCCUGAUUUUAACUAUCUAUGGCUUCGUAUAUCGAAUGGCGUUAUGUUUACUUCAAAAAAACACAGAUAGCGUUUAUAUUGAUUCAGAUAUGGAAGUAUUCCAAAUUACCUGCAGUAUUCCAAAUAUGCUGCACUUCCUCUAUAUUACUUUUCUCGAAUGUAUGCAUUGUCGUAUGAAAUAUUUUUAUUUUGGUGCUGUGGAAUAUACAAUGAAUAUCGUAAAUAGUGAUAUGUAAAUAUAAUUAUUUCUUACAUUGAUAAAAACGCUUGUAUAAUACAACAAAGUCAACAUGUUUAAUAGUAAGGAUCUCCUAAUUAUUCAGAUUAUUAUUAUAUCUACUAUGUGAUUCUAUGUACACUAUUAAAUAUGUAAUAUCUAGAAAUUAUAGCUACAUACAGUAAUGAAAUGUGAAAAAAGUGAAAAGAAAAUAAAAAAGAAAUAAAAAUCGUAAAACUGAAA
This is a messenger RNA of Galleria mellonella (greater wax moth), 4019 nucleotides long. Its product is annotated as cytoplasmic 60S subunit biogenesis factor ZNF622. Gene Ontology annotation, cellular component: preribosome, large subunit precursor. The transcript has 6 exons. Gene Ontology annotation, biological process: ribosomal large subunit biogenesis. NCBI's taxonomy places the organism in Eukaryota, Metazoa, Arthropoda, Insecta, Lepidoptera, Pyralidae. Gene Ontology annotation, molecular function: zinc ion binding; nucleic acid binding. The record is from RefSeq and is a predicted model, not a curated record. The coding region runs from base 232 to 1407 and encodes 391 amino acids.